AAUAUAUACAGUACUGUAUUUCAUACCACAUACACCAUACCAUACCAUACCAUACCAUACAUUACACACACCAAACAUACUGUACAUUUGAGUGGUGUCUCUCAUUUGGUUAAUAACUAACUAUUAUUACUUUCUACUACUACUACAACUACUACACCCAACCAAACCAACCAAUUGAUUGAGAAAAAAAAAAUUGUCACCACAUUUGAUCCGACAAACAACAAAAAAAGUUAUUAAAAUAUUUUUAUUUGUCUCAUUAUAAGCCAUUCAAACACAACACAACAAAUCUAGUCAACUAUAAAUCAAAAUCAGUUAGUCUGGCCAGUCGUGUGGUGUCCGCCCGUAAUCACCAACAAAAAAAACAGUCAGUCAGUCAGUCAGUCGUGUAGGAGUAGUCGCCGGUUUUGUGUUGAAAAAGUUGGCCACCAGUGGUGCUCGUGUAGUAUAUGCUCUGUCGACCUAAUCAAACACACCGACACACAUAGUCGACAGCCCCACCUAUCAUAAGGUGAUAACAACAGGAAAGUCGUCUGCAAAAAGAGAGAGAGAGACAGUCAGUCAAUAGGUAUAGCUAUAACCAGUACACACACAUACAUACUGUAUACAUACCGUCACCUCCUUUCUGCUAAAAAAACUGAUACGCUAUAUACUGUCUGGUUCUGGUGCUCUGGUGUUGGUGUGUGUGUGGGAACCACCCCAUUAUGUUAAUGUCAUAUGACGUCAGCCGAUCGUCUUAUUGUGGCGAAACGUACGCUACAUUGACUACCAUUGCCGACAAUAUGGCCGCUAUGUCGCCGCAGCAGCAGCAGCAUCACCAUCAACAGCAACAACAAGUGGUCAAUGGUCACCCCUCUCAUGAGCACCAUCAACAGCACCACCAUCACCAUCAUCAACAACAACAACAGCACGACCAGCACAUACACCAUCAACAGCAACAACACCACCACCAACAGCACCGACACCAACAACAUCAUCAGCAACAGCAACACCAACAGCUGGUGGCCGCAGCCGACGGCAGUGUCGGUGUGGCUGCCGUUGUGGUCGAUGGUGGCCACGAGCUCAGCCCGAAUAAGCGGGCCAUACAUCACCCGGAUGGUGUACAACAGUUCUGGUUGAGUAGUGAGCAAAUGAGCUAUUCUCCAACAUCACCGCCAGGUGUAAACAAUGGUCAAAAUUAUCAUUUUAAAAUACUGGUGCCUGCAGUGGCCGCCGGAGCCAUCAUUGGCAAAGGCGGCGAAACUAUAGCUCAACUACAGAAAGACACUAAUGCCAGAGUAAAGAUGUCAAAAGCCAACGACUUCUAUCCGGGCACUACCGAACGGGUAUGUCUGAUAUCUGGCUCAGUGGAUGGAGUGCUUCGGAUACACGAAUUUAUUAUGGAAAAGAUUAAGGAGAAGCCCGACCCGAACGCCAAGAUAGCCAUCGAUUUUGAUCACAAACAGCCCGCAGAACGAGAGAAACAAGUUAAGAUACUGGUUCCUAAUAGUACGGCCGGUAUGAUAAUCGGAAAGGGCGGCAGUUUUAUUAAACAAAUCAAAGAAGAUUCCGGUGCUUACGUACAGAUCUCGCAAAAGUCAAGAGAUCACGCACUGGCCGAACGAUGUAUAACAGUUAUCGGCGAAAUUGAAAACAAUAAGAAGGCCUGUGCAAUGAUAAUCGCCAAAAUUGUUGAAGACCCCCAAUCGGGUAGUUGCCUAAAUGUUAGCUACGCCGAUGUAACGGGUCCGGUAGCCAAUUUCAAUCCGACCGGCUCGCCCUAUGCCAAUGCCGGCAACAACAGCGGCGGCAAUUCAGCCGUUACCAACAGUAAUCCAAGUUAUAGUUCAAACGGUAGUCUGAAUAGUCUGAGUCCGACGCUGACCAACAGUUUUAAUAGUCCACAGAAUACGGGUACGCCCGGUAUGAUGGGCUUCAGUGUCAAUCCGGCCGUUUCAUCCGGUAAUCCGGCGCAGAUGAUCGAAAGUUUGAGGGCAAUGUUGCGAAGUUGCGGCUACAACGAGGACGCUGUACAAGAGAUAUGUUCGGCAAUGAAUACAUUGGCCAACUACGGUAUGCUGGGUCUCGGACUGGGACUCGGCGGCCAGUUGUUCAACUCGGUAAACGGUGCGCCAAUGAUCGGCAGUCUCAGUAUGGGUAUGACUGGCCAGCCGAACAACUGUGGCAUUCAGAUGGGCGGCGUUCAGCCCCAGCAAAGUGCAACUUUAUAUACGUCUCAGGCUACGGGAGUACCCGGUCUCGACCAGCAGGUGUCCUGCAACAGUGUUAAUCAGCAGACGCCGGCCGGAAGCGGUAGCAAUGGUAUGUUCGGACCGGUCGGUUCGGUCGGCAGUAGCAUAUCAGGUAUGGGAUUGAGUCAUACGGGUUUUGGUUCGCCAACUGGCGGCGGCGGCGGUAACCGACAGGAUCGGCUGCAGAUGCCGGACGGCGCUAUAUUCGAUCCAUUUCGUCGCUCAUCGCCAUCAUUAGGUUCACCUGUAACCGGUCCGUCGCAGGUUGGCGUAGGAGUAGGAGUACCGACACCGUUGCCCAUCAAUAAUAACUCAUUCGGUUUGGGAACUGGCCUGCAUAGUCCCGGUUCGCUGCGCAAGAGUCCCACACCGACCGAUCAGUCAGAGGGUUCGGCCAAAAUCGAAGUGGAAAUCGGCGACAAUAUUGUCGGUGCAAUACUGGGCCACGGUGGCAAAUCGCUGGUCGAAAUUCAGCGGCUAUCGGGAGCCAACAUACAGAUAUCGAAAAAGGGCAUAUUUGUUCCGGGCACCCGCAAUCGUAUUGUAACCAUUACCGGAUCGGCCAGUGCCGUCCAGACGGCCCAGUAUCUGAUUGAACAGCAGAUUGGCGAAGAGGAAAACAAACGUGCCCGACAAAAUACAACACUGGGCACUGUCCUACGCUAGUAGGUGUGUGUAGGUGUAGGGGCUGGACACCAACCAACCUAUUGAUGAUGAUGACGACGACGAUGACACCAUUACCACUCCAUACACCUAACUUUUUUUUAGACUAUAUAACGACACAUACAUACAUACAUAUAAUUAAAUCACACACACAAUCGGAUCAUCUAAUAAUUUGAGAGUAAAAUCUAUUAGUAUAGACACACACACACAAACACAUAGACACACAUACAAUACAUUUAUAAUUAAAUUACGGUAAAUUAAAUACAGUUAUUAAAAAAAGUACUUUUUAGCCGAUAUAAAAUCAAUUGAAUCGAUUUAAAUAUAUAUAUAUA
Molecule: messenger RNA, 3223 nt
Organism: Oppia nitens
Lineage: Eukaryota; Metazoa; Arthropoda; Arachnida; Sarcoptiformes; Oppiidae
Gene: pasilla
Product: RNA-binding protein Pasilla-like
Exons: 7
Coding region: 702-2894 (730 amino acids)
Biological process (GO): regulation of alternative mRNA splicing, via spliceosome; mRNA splicing, via spliceosome
Cellular component (GO): cytoplasm; nucleus
Molecular function (GO): mRNA binding
Source: RefSeq, a predicted model, not a curated record